AUCUUGAGGUUGUCAUUUCUGAGUAAAGAUGAUGAGGAGGUCAAGAACGUCGUCGAUGGCGAUGUGGGUUUUUGCAAACAUGUUGGUCGGUUUGGUGCUCGUGGGAUGCGAGGAGUAUACGUCUGCAGUUGGGGAUCCAGGGAUGAGAAGGGACUCUCUUAGAGUGGCGAUCGAGGCGUGGAACCAGUGCAACGAGGUUCAUCAAGAAGCCCCCGACAUGGGCAGUCCGAGACGGGCUGAUUGCUUCGACGUUGUCCACAAUUCUAAGUCAUACACUAAGUUAGUGCACAGGGUGAAUGAGAAGAUGAACAGGCUAGGAAUAGCAAAUGCCACAAGGCAGGGCUUGAAGAACAUAGACGUCAACGAAUACGCAGCAUGGAAGGAGAGAUACUUAGGCUACAAGUGCCAAGUCGAGGACAAGCCCGGUCCGUGGCAGUUCUGGAUGUUCAUGCUCAAGAGUGGCAACUUGGACACUUUGGCUGCCAUAUGCCCCAAGGACGGGAAGAAAUCGGAGCCCUUUCCGCCCGAGUCCCGUUUCCCAUGCUUCGGGAAAGGUUGCAUGAACAUGCCAAGAAUCUACCAUGACUACACCAGUGUGAAGCAUUACCAUAGGAAUAGGACACUGAGGGGGAGUUUCUUUGGGACAUGGGAUUUGGAUGCUGAUGUUAGGACAGCAGCAACUUUGAACAAUACCUCGUAUUAUUCAGUGACUUGGGAGAAAAGGGUUCGGAAAGGGAGUUGGGUUUUUCAUCACAUGUUGAAGACAUCUCCCAAGUAUCCCUGGCUUAUGCUCUACUUUAGAUCAGAUGCCACAAGAGGGUUCUCUGGAGGAUACCAUUACGACACAAGAGGGAUGGCCAAGAUUGUUCCAAAGUCACCAAAUUUCAAAGUGAAAUUCUCACUUGACAUAAAGAAAGGAGGCGGGCGGAAAGGCCAGUUGUACCUAAUGGACAUCGGCAGCUGCUGGAAGAACAACGGUAAGCCUUGCGAUGGCGAUGUCACGACGGACGUCACACGUUACAGCGAAAUGAUCAUAAAUCCAAGCAUCGAGGCGUGGUGCAACCCUCAAAAUCUCCGGCUAUGCCCUCCCUACCACACGUUCUCUAACGGGACUCGUGUUCAUCGUACAGACGAGAGACGUUUUCCUUACGAUGCCUAUCAUGUCUACUGCUCGCCAGGCAACGGGGAACAUCUGGAGGAGCCAUACAACUUGUGUGAUGCGUACAGCAACCCGCAGCCUCAGGAGAUUCUGCAAAUUUUGCCUCACCGGGUGUGGGGAGAGUUCGGGUAUCCCACCAAGAAAGGCGAGGGCUGGAUUGGAGAUGCAAGAAGUUGGGAACUUGAUGUCGGGAGGCUGUCUCAGACACUUUACUUCUACCAGGAUCCAGGGACUAAGCCUGUGGAGAGGCAUUGGCCCUCUAUUAAUAUAGGGGCUGAGAUUUACGCUAGUAGUAAUGAAGUAGCAGAGUGGAUCGUCAGCGACUUUGACAUUCUUGUACCAAAAUCGUGAUUUUGGUCUUUAUUUUAUUUUUUCUUCAUUUGAUUUUGGUGACAAUAUCUAUAUAUGAUGAGAAGUUUUAAACGCUUUGUUGAGUCAUUAGUUGUGUUUUUUUUCUAAGUAAGAUCGUAAAUUUCAAGGAUGUUUUGUGUGGAGG
Messenger RNA from Sesamum indicum (sesame), 1655 nucleotides. RefSeq lists its product as uncharacterized. NCBI's taxonomy places the organism in Eukaryota, Viridiplantae, Streptophyta, Magnoliopsida, Lamiales, Pedaliaceae. The record is from RefSeq and is a predicted model, not a curated record.